Molecule: messenger RNA, 4208 nt
Organism: Biomphalaria glabrata
Lineage: Eukaryota; Metazoa; Mollusca; Gastropoda; Planorbidae
Product: beta-1,4-galactosyltransferase galt-1-like
Exons: 5
Coding region: 225-1628 (467 amino acids)
Source: RefSeq, a predicted model, not a curated record
GAUAUAUCAAGUUUCAAGCUACGUACUUAUACAUGAUUUUAUAAUCGGCUACGCCGCACGGAGUGACAGCUACCCAAUCAACGCGAUCUAUCGAAAAGAGGCGACACAAAAGCGUCUGAGUCAUAUCAGCAAGGGAAGUAACGACAUAAUAGUAAAGAACAAAACAUAUACAUACACAUUCUUUGACCUUUGAGGAUUAAAAUUGUUGAGAGGUAUUCAAACAAAUGCCAAGUCGAAGGUGUGUGACAAUGACAUGUGGCAUUUGUCAUAUGACUAUUUACUACAGGUAUCCUGCCCUAGUCCUGUUAGUACUGAGCUCCACUGUACUUGUAGUCUACUUCCAAUCCACCAAGUCGUUGGCCUCACAUCGCGAGAUAAGGGAGUACAGCUUGACACAGUACACCUUUGAAGUCAAUACACAACAAUUCUACACAUCAUCAUCCAGUGUCCUGGGGAACACCCUGUUGAGAUCGGGCGAGGAGAGAUUUCUGCAGAUCAACACCAACGAGGCCUGGGUCUAUUCCGCAUUCUUUGACACAAUCAACGACAAAAAUUUGAUUCGAGUUUUUGGCAUACAGCCUCGUAAUUUACAAACUCCGGUUUUCUGUUACUUGAAGACAAACGAUCAGUUUACUGUCAUAGAGGGAACUAGGUCUCUGCUGGUUGACGGCAAUGGCAAAAGACUUCGUGUUGUAAGCUAUGAAUGUUGGCUGACCGAUGGCAGACGUCCAGAUCAAGUUUCAAUAACAUUAAAAAAAACAGAUUCACCCACGAAUACCCUGCAAGUUCUCUAUCCAUCUUUACCGCGGAGAAACUUCACAGUCUGUUAUGCUAUGCUAUUCGACUUAACUAACUACUCGCAAAUCAUUCAGAAUGUUGAGUUCAACAGAGUUCUCGGAGCUGAACAUUUCUUCGUCUAUAACAUGAGCAUUUCAAGCGCAACAGACGCCGUACUAAGACAUUACCAGAAGAGGGGGCUAAUGACAAUCUUACAAUGGCCGAUGAACAUCUCGGGUAUUCAUUAUUUCGGCCAGGUGUUGGCUAUCAACGACUGCGUCUAUCGCAACAAGGGAGUGUCCAAGUAUGUAGUCAUUCAUGACACUGAUGAAAUGAUUGUGCCCAACCGUCAGAACAGCUGGAAAGAGUUAAUCGAUCAAAUCAACGACAAUUUCGAUCAAAUCAACGACAAUUCGACCAGUCAUGAGACGCUGGGUACUUAUAUCUUUGAGACCACUUGCUUCCAGGACAGACCGAAAGGUUCACUUUGGUCCGAAAUCAAACGCAACUAUUCAAUCAGUGAUGAAAUGGAAAAUUUUUUUGAGAAGUACUCUCUCACUGCGUUUACGGAUCUUUUACGUUUGAACACAGUUUGGGCGGGCACUAGACAGAAGUCAAUAGUCAGGCCAGAUCUGGUCUUGUUCCCUGAUAUACACUUGACCACCACUCAUCGAGGGUCAGCCACACAGGUGGUUGUCAAUCAUAGUCUGGCCCUAGUCCAUCAUCAGAGAAAGUGGUCAGUAUCGCCGUCUGACAUACUGGAGGUCACAGCUCUAAGAUUUAAAGACAAAGUGAUACCGUUAGUUAAUGAGACGUAUUUAAAGCUGAUUAAAGGUCACAUAAUUCAGUAAUGUUAUUGAGAUCGUCUACAGCGGUGCCACUACAAGGGUGCUGACUGCAUCACGUGAUAUCCAUGACGAGGUGACGCCGGAGUGAACUUUUUUUUUUCGUACGCCCGAAAAGAAUGUAGAGAGUUGAAUUUAGAUUUCUGUUUAACUGCCAAAAAAGUAUUUAUAAAGUGGAAUUUAGAUUCCUGUUAAAACAAAAAAAAAGCAAGAGUUAUAUAGUUGAAUUUAGAUUCCUGUUAAACCGACAGAAAAGUAAUAAUAAUAAUAAUAAUUUUAUUUAUAAAGCGCUGUUAACAAACAAAAUGUAGGCUCAAGGCGCUGUAACAACAUUACAAACAAAAACACGAGAGCUAAAAUGACAGUUAAUCUAAAAAAGUUUUAAACAGAUAGGUCUUAAUGUUCUUCUUAAAAGUGGUGUAGCAUGUUGUAUGACUGAGAUCAAUGGGGAGUGAGUAUUUAUAAAGUGGAAUUUAGAUUCCUGUUAAACCGCUAAAAAGUAUUUAUAAAGUUAAAUUUAUAUUCCUGUUAAUCCUCCAAAAAGUAUUGGUAGAGUUGAAUUUAGAUUCCUGUUAAGCGGCCAAAAGUAUUUAUAAAGUUGAAUUUAGAUUUCGGUUACACCGCCAAAAAUAGUAUUUAUGGAGUUGAAUUUAAAUUCCGGAUAAAUCGCAAUAUAUAUAUAUAUAUAUAUAUAUAUAUAUAUAUAUAUAUAUAUAUAUAUAUAUAUAUAUAUAUAUAUAUAUAUAUAUAUAUAUAUUAAUAGAGUUGAUUUAAGAUUCCUGUUAAACCACCAAAAACAGUAUUUAUAGAGUUGAAUUUAGAUUCCUGUUAAACCUUUUAGUAACGAUUGAUUUCAUAUCAAACGCUUACUUUGACGAGUCUGAUUGGGGGAAACAUAGAACAUUUGCUAACCGCUCCUGGUGAUACAAAAUCUAGCGACUCCUCCGGAUAUAGACUCUUGAUUUGACAAACCAAUGCAUUGAUGACAAAACUCAAAGUUCUUUUAGGUAAUCGCAAACGCAUUUAAAAACAUAACAGAAGUACACACCUCCCUUCCCUUCAACUAAAUCUCUUUUUCACCAAUCGCUAGUCCAUCAGAGUAUUUAAUUUGCCCUAAUAUAUAUUUUUGUACGCACCUGAUGGAAGCUAGGGGAUAUGUAAAGCGUUCAUGCACUUUUUAAUUAAUUGGCAUUACAGAGCUUAAAUGUAUCUAUCUAAGUAUGUAUGUAUGUAUGUGUUACAAAUGAAAUGAGGUUGCUUGUAAGAGUACCCCAUGUUACAUAUUAAUGGGGAUUGAUUCUAAAAGAGCACCCCACUCAAUAUAACAAAAUUUUGAUCAAUUAAUUUACCUAUUAGCGGGUAUAGCUAAAAAUAUUCAAUUAGAAUUAUAGCUAGAUUUAGGUAUUUAGAUCAAAAGGUCAGUGUUAAGUGUGCUGGCACGUUCGUCCAAAGGUGUGCUUGUCCCUUCUUGUACUGCCUAGGUUAUUAGGUAUAACCUCCAGGUAUACAAUUCAACUAAUGUAUGCAACAAAAGACUUUACAAAGUCGCAGGUAAACAUAUUUACAAAGUUUAUUUACAUGAGAAAAAUAAUUGGCCAUCAACUCACAGGCCGACACAACAAAAAGUAAACAAAAGAUACUCAAAAAUAAUAUGGCACACAGCCCUAGUCAUAUGUUACAUUAUCGUCACAUUCUGGUUAUCAAAAAUACAGGUCACAGGCCUCAGGUCAACACAUGACCACUUUUGACCACUGGGUUACAAACUUCCGGCUUACACAGCCAACUGAAGGUCACAGGCCUCAGGUCGAAACACGACCACUUUUGGCUACACUAUGGUUACAGGCUUCAGGCUUACACUAGCCACUUUUAGCCAAAAAUAACAACAAAAUGGUCAUGAUGAACUAUAGGCUUCAGGGAAACCUAUGAGCCUACAAGCUUCAUAGAAUCCCACCUAUAGCCAUCCGUUUGGUAAAGCCCAUCUGAUGAUUCAAUACGGAUUGAAUCCCUCAGAGACAAGGCUAUAAAAAUAUGUAAAGUCCAUCUGAUGAUUCAAUACAGGUUGAAUCCCUCAGAAAAAGGUUACAAAAAUAUGUCACGUUUGGGAGUACCCCAGUGUCACCGUGUGAUUUUAUAAUCUUAUGAAUGUGGCUGUGGUUAUCAAUGUAGGCGUGGUGGUGACAUUGGGUUCUUAUUACAAAUCACUGAAUAAUGAAAUGACGCUGGGUGUAGCAGACACAAUAAGUUUAAUAUAACACCACAUAGUGAAUACACCAUACAAUUCGACCUAGGAAUGGUCAGUAUUAAUCCAACAGUAAUAUACGAAUAUCACAACUUAGUACUUAUUCUAUAACCAACUACUUUAAACAUCUAACUCUACUGCUUAUAUCUUAAGUGACUCAAUACAAGUGCUUGCUACAAGAUCUCUAUGUGGACUGCCUGCCUUUAACUCUCUGGUUCACCUAAGGUCAAAAGUGUUCACCUUAGUGCAACAUGGGUUGUGAAUAAGAUUCACAAUAUGGAAUUAACAUACACAAUACAGAAUUAGGGUUUCUACUCUAUGGCACCAACUUUGAGGUGGUGACAUUA